AUGGCAGAGUCCACCGAUGACGCCCCAUCUCGCGACGCCGACGCCAUGGCAGACUUCGUCCCAACUUCCACGGCUCGCCCCGACGAUGGCCCAAAGCUUCGCUGCUGCUGCGGCCGCAACGAUUGCGCCUUUCUCAAGCACAGCUGCACCCUCCUGGAAACCGUCGAAAAAGAUGUCCAUACCGCCGCCAAGCUGGGCAAGGCCCUGCUUGCCCGCCACGAGGCAUACAUGGCCGAUGCGGAACGAGACCGCCUGUCAUUAACAAGCCGAAUCGAACAGUUGGAGAACGACAAGCUGGAGCUACAGGCCGAGAACACGAGGACCGUUGAGGAGAACCGAACCUUGCUCGACCAGCUCGAGAUGCUGAACAACACCGUCCAAGAUUCCGACAUCCGGAUCCAGACCCUGGAGGCCACCCUGCUGUCUUCCCACCAGGCCGUCCGUCGCCUUGAGGGCGCAGCAGCCCGUGCUGCUGAGAUGGAACGGCAUAUCGCCCUCCUCGAGCAGGAACAGCUGCGUCUGCAAAACACCCUCAUCACCUCCGAAUCUGAAGCCCGCUCUGCCAUGCAGCGGUGGAGGAAAGCCGAGAGGGGAAUCUCCGAUCUUCAAGAGCAGCUGGAGCGCAUGGAACAGGAAGCCAAGGAGGAACGAGAACGCCACACGGAGGUUCUGGGCCGCAUGGAGCGUCAACGAGAGAUGGAAAAGGAGCUGAAUGCCGCUGCUGGACGUCUUAAGGGAGCCGCCGCAGCCAAGUCACUCAACACCGGGAAAAGUGGCACAAAUGUGGUGUCCCAUUUCGUGCGUGAUCUGCUUCAGGAUAAUGCAAACCUGCAGUUGGGCAUGGCGGAACUGCGGGAAAUGCUGGUCAACUCCAACGACGAAAUCCAGGCUUUGCGGGACCAGUUGAUGUGCCACCAGCCUAUUCACGAGGACGACACAAGCGCCGUGUCUACUUUGCGUGCAGAGCUUCCCCUGGAACCAGCCGAGGUGACUCAAAAUAUCUCCCAGGAGUUGCAUAUUCAUCACCACUACCACGUGGCCGAAAAGAACAAGUCGAAGAAGAAGCGUCAUAGCUUGAACCCAGGACUCUUUUCGCCUACGAGCGUUUCAAGAUCCUCUACGCCUCCUCCGGCGUGGCGCCCUCCACCAUCAACACCGGCCAUGGCCUCCCACUCUCACAAGGCCUCCACCUCGACAGUCUCCAUGGGGCCAUCUAACAGAUGGUCCGUUUUCUCGGAGCAACCGUCAGAGUUCGCACCUUCAUCCGUCCCAAGCUCCCCGCAGUCAAAUCCGCGACUGUCCAUGUUUGACAGGCCAAUCCUGGAUAUGGAUAUCCCCACGUCUCCAACCACAAGUCUGGACCCGACCUCACCAACAUGGAAGUCAUCUCACAACAAGCGCCCAUCGGAAGCGUCCAUGCGAAGCUUCUCCGUGCCUAGUAGGCUUUUAAGCGUGGCAUCCCCUGCUGCACCUGCGGCACCUGCGCUUCACGUCACGCAACACAUCUCGACGACGAUCGAGGAGGAAAGAGAAGAGAACGGCACAGAGGAGCUUCCGGAUCUCACUUCAGCUAGUGAAGAGGUCACGGAGACUGACACGGAGACGAUGGAGACGGAGACGGAAAGGUCGUUCUCGAAAUACGAGGAGCUACCCCGUCAGCGUCUGCAUCGUGCAGUCUCUCAUGAGUCGAUCAUGUCUCUGUCUGGAGGACUCGACAUUCACACGCUGAAGGUACGACCGAGUCAAAUGACCCUGCGGCCUUUGGGCGGGGCAGACGCCGUCUUCACUGGCGUUACCGCGCGGUCUACCAUCUCCCGCGGAAGCGACAAACGAAGUGACGUUAUGUUGCGCGACAGCCUCGCAGGGUUGCCCAUGCCGAGAAUGGCGUCCACGCCCGUACGUGGCACAUCGCCAUCUAGCCCCGGAUCGCAGCACUCUCAGUACUCAAGCGGUCUCGGGAGAUGGGUCAGCUGGCGGCCGUGGAGCGGCGGAGGUUCCGUUCCCCCCCGGGCAACCACUCCAACAACCACCCCGCCCACGCCUACGCCGCCUAAACGGAGUGGCAAGGAGAAAGAGAGAGAGAGGGACCUUCGCCGUGCACCAGGCAUCAACCAGCCCGGGGCGAUACCUGGGUUUCAGGAGUACUUGGCGGCUCACCAGCGCCGCGGACCCCCAAGCAAGGUGUCUCCUGAUCUUGUUGAUAUCGACGCGCUGCGAGAGGGGCUUGAAGAGUGA
This is a messenger RNA of Colletotrichum gloeosporioides, 2235 nucleotides long. RefSeq lists its product as uncharacterized. The record is from RefSeq and is a predicted model, not a curated record. The transcript has 2 exons. Lineage: Eukaryota; Fungi; Ascomycota; Sordariomycetes; Glomerellales; Glomerellaceae. Bases 1 to 2235 code for a protein of 744 amino acids.